Penicillium roqueforti is the source of this 2049-nucleotide messenger RNA. RefSeq lists its product as uncharacterized. NCBI's taxonomy places the organism in Eukaryota, Fungi, Ascomycota, Eurotiomycetes, Eurotiales, Aspergillaceae. Gene Ontology annotation, molecular function: acetoacetate-CoA ligase activity. Gene Ontology annotation, biological process: lipid metabolic process. The transcript is spliced from 3 exons. Bases 1 to 2049 code for a protein of 682 amino acids. The record is from RefSeq and is a predicted model, not a curated record. Gene Ontology annotation, cellular component: cytosol.
AUGGCAAGCCCUACGAAGAGCGAGUCGAGCGACGCUCUCAGGCCUCGUCCCAUCUGGGAACCUACCAUCCCGCAAGACCAAAUACCCAUGAAUAUCUAUCGUGCGCAUAUCAACAAGAAGUUCAAUCAGCAGCUUCGCUCUUCUCAUGAUCUGCAUCAAUGGUCCGUUGAGAAUCUGCAAGAUUUCUGGACAGACCUCCAUGGCUAUACGGGAAUUAUUCCACCAUUGCCUCCGACAGUAACAUCCGCAUUUGAUCCUAGCACGCCAAUGGACAAGGUACCCAAAUUCUUCCACGGAGCAACUGUCAACUAUGCGGAGAAUGUUGUGUCUGGUCGGGACUUGGACAAGACGGCUCUUGUUGGAGUUCGAGAGGGCCAUGAUCUGAGUGGGGAGGUGUGGACAUGGGGAGUGUUGAGGGAGAAUGUCAGAAAGGCAAGGAGUGCUUUGCUCAAGCUCGGUGUUAAAGAACAAGAUAGGGUUGCUGCUGUCAUCUCGAAUAGCGUCUGGUCGGUCGGUUUGUUCCUGGCGACUGCGAGUAUCGGCGCGAUUUGGACUAGUAUUGCACCGGAUUUGGGUGAAGAGGGCUGUGUGUCACGGUUACAACAAGUCACUCCACGGGUUCUCUUCGCAGAUGCCGAAUCCACAUAUAAGGGGAAAAUGCGAUCGAACGUCGUCAAGAUCAAAAGCAUCGUGAAGGCAUUGCACUCAAAGCCACAGGUGUUUUUGAUUCCUAUCAUCGGCGCCCAUGAGUCGGCAUUCCCCAGUCUCGAUCGCUUCUUGUCAAUGUCACGGCGAGAGGACAGGCUAGGGUUCAAAAGAGUGUCCUUCUCUCAUCCACUCUAUAUCCUAUACACCAGCGGCACCACCGGUCAGCCAAAGUGCCUGGUGCACAGCCAUGGCGUUAUUUUGCAGCACAAGAAGACAUCCGUACUGCACAACUCUUUGACAUCCGAGGAUGUUGUUUUCCAGUAUAGUAGUACCUCAUGGGUCUUGUGGAAUGUCAUGGUCGGUCACCUCUCCGUAGGUCCGACUCUGAUUCUGUACGACGGAUCUCCGUUAUGGCCCAGUGCCAAAGGACUGGCAAAGAUUGCGGGGUACCAUAAGGUCUCAUACUGGGGUUGCUCCCCUCGCUAUCUACAGGAGCUCGAGAUGACCGGUUGUAUCCCAAAGAACGAAUUCGAUCUAUCCUCCCUCAGAAUGGUGCAGACAGGUGGCUCUCAUCUGGGUGAAGACCAAUACCACUGGUUCUACCGCACAUUCCCUUCCAGUGUUCAUCUCACCAGUGUAACAGGCGCCACGGACUUGGCGACUUCUUGGAUUGGAACUGACCCUGCAGGUCCACUGUAUCCUGGGGAGAUCCAGCUUCCUAUGCUUGGGCACGACUUGGACAUUGCUCAUCCUCUCACGGGAGCUUCUAUCAAGAACACUGGAAGACAUGGCGAGUUCGUCUGUCGCAAACCAUUUCCAUCAAUGCCAGUCUUUUUCUGGGGCGAUGAAGAUGGAUCGAAAUACAAGAGCGCCUAUUUCGAGAAAUUUGAGAAUUGUUGGGCUCAACACGAUUGGGCGAGUUAUAACCCGCAAACAAAAGGUUGGCAGAUUCAUGGAAGGAGCGAUGGUGUCCUUAAUCCACAGGGUAUUCGUUUUGGGUCUUCAGAUAUAUACUCGAUCACCGAAUCAGCUCCUUUCAACUCGGUCAUUUCAACCACUUUCUGUGUCGGGCGUCGACGAUCUCACGACUCUGAUGAAGUUGUGUUUUUGUUUGUCGUGAUGCAGUCUGGAAAGCCGUUCACGGGCCAACUUGCUGUAGAGCUCAAGGAUGCAAUUCGCAAAGGCUUGAGCAGUAAGCAUGUUCCUCGCUUCGUGAUCGAGGUCAAAGAAGUCCCUAUGACGGUCAAUGGUAAAAAGGUGGAGACAUUGAUAAAGCAGGUCAUUUCAUCUGGCCAGCUUCCUAAGAUUAUUAGCAGCACCGUUGCGAAUCCUAGGUCUCUAGAUCACUUCAGGCAGUAUUAUGAUCUUGAGGUCCAAAACAACAACAGAAGCAAGCUAUAG